AUGGCACCCUCGUGGUUUCAACAAAUUUUGGCUCAACCCUUCUCUUUGCUGUUCCUCCUCUGCACAUCCUUGCUAUUACUGCUAAUAGUCAGACUGUACCAGAGGAGGAGAGGGCUCCUCAAAGCCCUGCACCUCUUUCCUGGACCCCCUGCACACUGGUUAUAUGGGCAUAAGCAGUUUUAUCCAAAAAAAGAAUUCGAGAUGCUUGGUGAGCUGAUCACAAAAUACCCCUGUGCUAUGUCCCUCUGGAGCGGACCUUUUAUGGUGUUCUUCCUUAUCUAUGACCCGGAGUAUGCCAAAAUCCUGCUGAGCAGAAAAGAUCCCAAAACUACUCUUGGCCACAAGUUCAUUGAAUCCUGGGUUGGUCAAGGACUGGUGACUCUGAGUGGUCCUAAGUGGCAACAGCACCGCAAGAUUUUGAAGUUUGGCUUCAACAUCAGCAUUCUGAAAAUUUUCAUCACCAUGAUGUCUGAGCAUGUAGAGGUGAUGCUGGACAAGUGGGAGAAGUUCACGGCCCAGGACCCCUAUCUGGAGAUCUCUGAACACAUCUCCAUGAUGACCCUGGACAGCAUCAUGAAGUGUGCCUUCAGCCACAAGGGCAGCAUGCAGAAGGACAGCACCCUCAACUUCUACCUGGAAGCCACGUUCAUCAGCAACCUCACCUUCCAACAUGUGCAUAAUAUUCUGUAUCACAAUGACCUGAUUUUCAAAUUGACUUCUGAAGGCCAAGUCUUUUCUAAAUCUAACCAAGCCGUUCACCAGCACACAGAGAAAAUAAUCCAGGACCGGGAAGAAAUGCUUAAGGGUGAGCCCAAACAAGAUGCUACCCAGAAAAGAUACAAUGACUUUCUGGACAUUCUUUUGAGAGCCAGAAGUGAAAACAGAAAAGACUUUUCUGAAGAAGAUGUCUUGGCUGAAGUGAAAACAUUCAUGUUUGCAGGACAUGACACCACGUCCAGUGCCAUCUCCUGGAUCCUUUACUGCAUGGCAAAGUACCCUGAGCACCAGCAGAGAUGCCGGGACGAAGUCAGGGAACUCCUGGGUGAUGGGUCUUCUGUUACCUGGGAACACCUGAGCCAGAUGCCCUACACCACCAUGUGCAUCAAGGAGUGCCUCCACCUCUACCCACCCAUCACCAGCGUGGCCCGGAAGCUCAGCGAACCCAUCACCUUUCCAGAUGGACGCUCCUUACCUGCAGGAAUGUCCUUGUUUCUCAAUAUUUGGGCUCUUCACCAAAAUCCCGCUGUCUGGGAAGACCCUCAGGUCUUUAAGCCCUUGAGAUUCUCCAAGGAAAAUUCUGAAAAAAGACACUCCUAUGCCUUCCUACCCUUCUCUGCUGGACACAGGAACUGCAUUGGUCAGCAGUUUGCCAUGAUUGAGUGCAAAGUGGCCCUGGCCUUGAUUCUGCUCUGCUUUGAAUUGGCUCCAUACCAUGCCAGGCCUCCCAUAUUCACACGCCAAAUUGUCUUCAAAUCCAAGAAUGGAAUCCAUGUGUUCCUAAAGAAAAUUUGCUAA
Talpa occidentalis (Iberian mole) is the source of this 1515-nucleotide messenger RNA. RefSeq names its product cytochrome P450 4Z1. The record is from RefSeq and is a predicted model, not a curated record. Gene Ontology annotation, molecular function: monooxygenase activity; oxidoreductase activity, acting on paired donors, with incorporation or reduction of molecular oxygen; heme binding. Lineage: Eukaryota; Metazoa; Chordata; Mammalia; Eulipotyphla; Talpidae.